UUGUCAAAGUUCACUUUAAUGCAUAAGUGUGCAUCAGAGCAAAUGUCUCUAUAUGGAUAUUUAUACAUACAUACGUUUUGUGUAUCUGUAAUAGAGAGUGGAAGUGUGAAGUUACGUUUGGCAGCUUUAGACACACCCACAGGUCUGAUGUCAGGAGUUUCUAGUGUCACUCGCAGGUCCUGGAACAUCUUUUUCUUUUAGGCCGGAUUUACCAGUACAUGGUGAAUUUCAUUUGUUAGCUUCAGUCCUGCUCUGCCAAAUCUCACAGCAUGUCGGGUGCCUACGAUGAGUCCGCCAUGUCCGACGAGACCACGGAGAGUUUCUGGGAGGUUGGGAACUACAAGCGUACAGUAAAGCGAAUCGAGGAUGGCCAUCGACUCUGCAAUGACAUGAUGAGUUGCAUCCAGGAGCGUGCCAAGAUCGAGAAGUCCUAUGCGCAGCAGCUCACUGAUUGGUCCAAGAGGUGGAGGCAGCUGGUGGAGAGAGGGCCGCAGUACGGGACUUUGGAGAGAGCCUGGGUCGCUCUGAUGACCGAAGCAGAAAAGGUGAGCGAGUUACACCAGGAGGUGAAAAAUAACCUGCUGAACGAGGACUUGGAGAAGGUGAAGAACUGGCAGAAAGAGGCCUACCACAAACAAAUGAUGGGUGGCUUCAGAGAAACCAAAGAAGCGGAGGAGGGUUUCCGGAAAGCCCAGAAACCUUGGGCCAAAAAGCUGAAAGAGUUGGAAACAGCAAAGAAAACAUACCACAUGGCCUGCAAAGAAGAAAAAAUUGCAUCUACAAGGGAGUCUAAUAGCAAAGGAGAGGCGUCAGUCACAUCAGAUCAGCAAAAGAAACUCCAGGAGAAGUUGGACAAGUGCAAAAACGAUGUUCAGAAGGCUAAAGAGAAAUACGAGAAGAGCCUUGAUGAGCUCAGCAAGUGCACGCCGCAGUACAUGGAGAACAUGGAGGUGGUGUUUGAGCAGUGCCAGCAGUUUGAGGAGAAGAGGCUGAACUUCCUCCGCGAGGUGUUUCUGGACAUCAAACGCCAUCUUAAUCUCACCGAGAGCCAAAGCUAUGCCGCAGUCUACAGGGAGCUAGAGCGAAGAGUGAGCUCUGCCAGUGCUCAAGAAGACCUCAAGUGGUUCAGCAACGUCCACGGGCCAGGCAUGCACAUGAACUGGCCGCAGUUUGAGGAGUUCAACCCAGAGCUGAACCACUCCAUUAAUAAGAAAGAGAAGGUGAAGAGGAACCAUGAUGGAGUCACGCUGACUCAAGUCACACAUGCUGUAGAUCAGGGCACACCGCAGACUGCAUACCGGGGCAGCGUGAGCAGCUAUGAGAAGAACCAGCAGUGCUCUGCCGAAUGGUCCGAUGACGAGCAGCCGCCUGCCGCACAAACAGCCAGUGAAACAAACGGGAGUGGAAAUAAUCUGUUCGAAGAGGAGAGUAAAGGAGUGCGAGUGAGAGCGCUGUAUGACUACGAGGGCCAAGAACAAGACGAGCUCACAUUUAAAGCAGGAGACGAGCUGAUCAAACUGGAGGAUGAGGAUGAGCAGGGCUGGUGCAAAGGCCGGCUGGACAGCGGUCAGCGUGGCUUGUUCCCGGCUAACUACGUCGAGUCCGUUUAGUUGCCUUGUGCAGUGAAGAAGGCCUUAAAGACUUUACCCCGCACUGCUCAAAUGCCAGAUUUUGGAGAAACAAUUUCCUUCCCCGAUUGACUUCCUGAGAAGCUUUACACAGCAUUUCCUUAAAACCAUAACAAAAAAAAAACCCUACAGUAUCCAAAACACAUAUCGUACCCCAGCAAGAGCAGGGAAUGAUUCUGUGCGUCUCUGUAGCCAUGUUCAGUAUGAAUUAUUGUGCUGCUGACAUGUGUUCACGUUUGGGUCUCCUGUAACAAUAUUAAUGUGGUGAUGUCCAUGAAGCCUAGCAUAGCGAGAAUCAGCUAUGUGAUGUGUAUACUAGACUUUUUUUUUGAAGUGGAGGUUUUGUGCUAAACCUUUCUCAUGUAUCAACAUGAAACAUCCAUUUUCAAUCCAUUUUACUUAGAUAAUUAGAUGUAUUUUCAAUGAGAAAAAAUGUAGGGCGGGACUUGAUUUUAUGCUAAUUGGAUCAUGAAAAGUAGGCGUUACUUACCGGAAAGGAUCCACACGGUUGAGGGGAGGGGCUUAAGAAAUUAAAGGGCUUGAUGACAUCAUUCAACAAGGAGAUUCAUUACAGAGGCAGAGCGUUAUUAUUUUUAAAUGUAUUUUUCUUGAUGAAUUGCAGAAGUGCAAAUGAUGCCUCAAAAAACAUUAAAUUCACUUUUCCUUGUG
Messenger RNA from Cyprinus carpio (common carp), 2297 nucleotides. RefSeq names its product protein kinase C and casein kinase substrate in neurons 1b (gene pacsin1b). Gene Ontology annotation, biological process: cytoskeleton organization; regulation of endocytosis; positive regulation of dendrite development. Gene Ontology annotation, molecular function: protein binding; phospholipid binding. Gene Ontology annotation, cellular component: cytoplasm; plasma membrane; endosome. NCBI's taxonomy places the organism in Eukaryota, Metazoa, Chordata, Actinopteri, Cypriniformes, Cyprinidae. The record is from RefSeq and is a predicted model, not a curated record.